Aspergillus thermomutatus is the source of this 1290-nucleotide messenger RNA. Its product is annotated as kynurenine--oxoglutarate transaminase. Gene Ontology annotation, biological process: biosynthetic process. Gene Ontology annotation, cellular component: mitochondrion; cytoplasm. NCBI's taxonomy places the organism in Eukaryota, Fungi, Ascomycota, Eurotiomycetes, Eurotiales, Aspergillaceae. Gene Ontology annotation, molecular function: L-kynurenine:2-oxoglutarate transaminase activity; pyridoxal phosphate binding. The coding region runs from base 1 to 1290 and encodes 429 amino acids. The record is from RefSeq and is a predicted model, not a curated record. The transcript is spliced from 9 exons.
AUGUCGGCGACAGCAGCGAGACCUGAUCCGUUUCGCCCAGCGAAGAGAGUCGCGGGCCAAAGGCAAGAUGUCUGGUCAAUUGUCAACGAAGCCGCUGCCGCUUCGCCUGUUCAGCCGAUUGUGAACAUGGGUCAAGGCUUCUUCGGCUACAACCCUCCUCAAUUCGCGCUUGAUGCGGCCAAGGAAGCUCUCGACCGGGUUGACUGCAACCAGUAUUCUCCCACGAAGGGCCGUCCGAGACUUAAGAAGGCCAUUGCCGAAGCAUACUCUUCCUCCUUCGGCCGAACCAUAAACCCGGAUACAGAAGUUUCCAUCACCACCGGCGCAAAUGAAGGAAUGUUGAGUGCUUUCAUGGGAUUCAUUGAACCCGGAGACGAGGUCAUCAUCUUCGAGCCCUUCUUUGACCAGUACAUCAGCAACAUCGAGAUGCCUGGCGGUACAAUUCGAUACGUCCCCCUUCAUCCUCCCAAGGACGGUGCCACAAGGACUUCGCCUGCGUCUGAGUGGGCGAUAGACUUUGAGGAGCUGGAGAAGACAAUCAACUCGAAGACCAAGAUGAUUGUAUUGAACUCUCCACACAAUCCCGUCGGGAAAGUCUUCUCGCGCGCCGAACUUGAACGCAUUGGUGAGCUGUGUGUGAAGCACAAUCUCAUUAUCCUCUCCGACGAGGUCUAUGAUCGUCUCUACUACGUCCCUUUUACUAGAAUUGCUACCUUGUCCCCAGAGCUCUGGGAGCGUACUCUCACGGUUGGCUCCGCCGGAAAGGCCUUCUACGCUACUGGCUGGCGUGUUGGAUACCUCAUCGGACCGGAGCAUCUUAUCAAGUAUGUCGCCGCUGCACACACGCGUAUUUGCUACAGCAGUGUAUCUCCCCUCCAGGAAGCUGCAGCCGUGGCUUUCGAGCAGGCGGACAAGGUAGGAUUCUGGGACCAGAGCAGGACGGAAAUGAAGCAGAAAAUGGAACGCUUCUGCGAAGUCUUUGAUGAGCUCAACAUUCCCUACUCUGACCCUGAGGGCGGUUACUUCGUCCUUGCAAACAUGUCUUCCGUCAAACUCCCAGAAAACUACCCAUUCCCUCCCCAUGUCGCCAUCCGCCCUCGUGACUUCAAGCUUUGCUGGUUCCUGAUCCACGAAGUUGGUGUGGCAGCCAUCCCCCCGACUGAAUUUUACACCGAUGCGAAUACUCACAUUGCCGAAGACUACCUUCGCUUCGCAGUCUGCAAAAAUGAUGAUGUCCUGGAGACGGCGAAGGAGAGACUCCGCGGUUUGAAGAAAUACAUUUCGAAGUAA